This is a messenger RNA of Colletotrichum truncatum, 2130 nucleotides long. RefSeq lists its product as uncharacterized. The record is from RefSeq and is a predicted model, not a curated record. Lineage: Eukaryota; Fungi; Ascomycota; Sordariomycetes; Glomerellales; Glomerellaceae.
AUGGAAACCAUGAAUUUCGAUAGUUCGCUCCUCCCCUCGCCGUCCUUCGACACACUGACAGACCCAAACAUGUUCUUUGACUUCAAUGCCUUCCCCGAGUCAGCCCCUGAGACUUCAGCAAACGCAAGCAUCCCACGAACCCACGAAUCUACCUCUCAAAUCAAUGACUGUUCGUCCCUCUUUGGAGACAUGGAGUCUUUGGAAUUGCCGCCUCUUGAAGAGACCAUGCUCACUCUCCCCGAGGGGAAACCAAUGCAGAGCAUACAGCCCUCCCUCACGCUCGUGCUACCGGCAGAUCUCGCAGCCGCAACAAGCACCGAGGAUAAAGACGAUUGUUCCAGGGGCGACUUUGACGCUUUUCACGCCAACCACUCAGCCCCAGCGGCCCCCCCGCCAGAACCAAAAGGCAUUGCCCCUCAGGAUGUUUUUUCUUUACCGUUAGAAUCAUGGCCCACGGACGAAAUCGAGUCUUUCAACUGGGCCCCCCUCGAUCUCCUCACGAACCAAGACUUCUUCACGGAAAGUCCAGACCUGUUGGCCAACAUCAAUGAAGCCUUUGUCCCAAACGAGACCGAACUUACCUUACAGACCAACAUGAACAUUCCCCUCUUCCCAGACUUUCCUUCCAUUGCAUCCGGUGAGAUUCCCUUCACCUUUGACGAAGAGGCGACUUCCAUAUAUGCCCUGCCACCGACUGUCUCCCUGACCUCUCCGCAGUCCGUCACCCCUCAACAUCAGGAAAUCCUCCCAGCCAACAACACAGCUCUUCUCCAACAUCCGCGCCCAAUCACCCCCGCACUGCCCACGUUCAUCCAUGAAACCUCGCCUUUCUGCGCAGACCUCGCUCCGUCGAGCAUCAUCGACGCUCAGGGCUUUAUAAAAGCAACCCCAGUCCCUCCCACUACUCUCGCUUCAGGUGCCUCAAGACGUGACCUGGCAACACCCGUCGUGAACGGCAAGGUAUUAAAACGCAUCCCUCGCCCCGCGAAAGCAAAAGACGUCAACGCGGCAGACUGGUACGACACCCUCCCCUCUGCCCCCUCGCCCUGGGGCGGCCCGGACCCCGUCAACAACCCCAUCUUCCAAUACAACGCCCACGGCGAGUGGCUCCCCUGUCAGCGCUUUUCCCGCGACGAGAUCCUAUAUUACCUCACCGAGCGCAAACGCCUUUCCCUCCCGCUUACCCUCUGGAUCCAGAACCUGCCCCACGGGUGCGUAAAACGUGUGACGGAUGGGAGGACCCUCAAGUGUCGGUGGGACGGCUGCCCGGCGCAGAACGGGACGAUCCUCAAGGGGUUCUGGCGGGUCUGUUUCGACGAGCGGCCCGCAACCUCCGGGAAACAGCACAACCCGUUCCACAACGCGGGGUACAUGCACCUGUGGUGUCUGGACCGGUGCUUCGACCUCUACGAGAUAUCCCAGGCCUUCGAUCUCAGACCCGACACGCGGCACUUUGAGAAGGAGGAGCGGAACCCGAUGGCCAUGACGCGGGACCACGACGAACUGGUCGUGGAGUAUGAGGACUGGCGCGCCGAGCAGCACAAGUCUUACGAGGCGUGGCGCGCCCUCUCGGAGACGAAUAAGACGCUUGGCCUCCCCACCGAGAACCGCAUCGUGCAACGCGAGCAGAAGCUGUGGUACAUACUCACCACUAGACACCUAGCCCUCGAGACCGUGGUACGACAGACCAUGCGAAACAACCGAGGGGGCAUCUCCAUCGACCAGCACAAGGGCGAUCUUGGUUGGUACAGCAGAAUGGUGAACGCGAGGAAGAAGCAGACCAGGGCACAAAGGGAUAUUGGGUCGAGGGCACUUGCGCGACUGGGCGACUGCGAGGGCUUCCUUGACGACGAGGACGACAUUGCACAGACCCAAGUGAGCGGGUGGCCUCGUCGAGAUGUAGAGACCACAGCAACAAGAGAGGGAGGCAAGGGCGUCAUCGACAACGAGAACAUGGGGAGACGCUCACCCUGCAAGACCAAACGCCACUGGAGUGGCGAUGCUACUGAUGAGGGGAGUAGCUGCGAGCUGGCGGAGAUUUCCGGCAACAAGCGUCAGCGCUGCAUGGCGGACAAGUGCGAAUUCGAGAGUGACUACAAGCGUCAGCGGCGUCUGUGCCGUUCGAUAUGA